Procambarus clarkii (red swamp crayfish) is the source of this 1301-nucleotide messenger RNA. RefSeq names its product WAS/WASL-interacting protein family member 3. NCBI's taxonomy places the organism in Eukaryota, Metazoa, Arthropoda, Malacostraca, Decapoda, Cambaridae. The record is from RefSeq and is a predicted model, not a curated record.
CCCCCUUCCACACCACCACAACCCACCACACAACCACCCCUCCCCACACUCACCUCUGACACGCCACCUCCCACGCCCAUGCCACAGCCCACACAGCACCCACACACACCACCCACACUACCACCUCUUCUCACACUAGCUUCCUCGACACCUUUAACCCUGCCCUCUACACCACCCAACCUCUCCACGCCCACAUCACCUCCCACCACGCCCACGCUAGCAUCACCACCCACCACGCCCACGCUAGCAUCACUCCCCACCACGCCCACGCUAGCAUCACCACCCACCACGCCCACGCCAACGUCACCCACCGUGGGAGAGCAGCAGGACACGCCCAUGACCACUCUAGCGGAGGUGGGCAUCGAUCUCCUAAUGGUGAUGGAGACCAGGAUUCCUGACCUCUUCGACCCGGAGAUAACAGAGAUCCUCAAGAAACCUUAUCUGGAGCGCGUAAGGUUCGCCAACUUGGAGAUGGUGCACAAGAUCCUGCAGGCCCCGCCCCUGGAGGAGGACAAGUGCCCCUUGGUGACCCUUGAGCGUCGCCUCCUGCACCUCAGGAGGGUGCUCGGACUGCUGCUCCUGGUCCUGCCUCAGUCUCUCCACGAACUCACUGAAGCUCUUUGGAAUGACGACCUCCAGAAUAAUUUCUUCCGUCAGGAGAGUGAGAAGAACAUCUUGGACGUCUCGUCGUGUCGGGAGUGCUACAUCAAGGACCCACUGGGGGUGUGUCGACAAGUCUUCUACUGCAAGUUCGGCGCUGACGUCUCCAGGAGGACUAUGCCCUCAUCUCCCGACAUCUUAAGCAUACUUAAUGGCUGAAGCCCGCUCGUCUGCUUCCUCCUUGGGGCCUCUGUACGUCUCUGGUUCAGCAUCUUCUGUGCAUCUCAUGCUGGACGUCUUCUAAACGUCUCUGGCUCAGCAUCUGAUACACUCUCUAUCUUGAGUUCUUCUCGUGUACAUUAUUUAUUUAUUUUACUACUGUUUUGUAUAGAUAUCGCCCAGAAAUAAUGACCAAGCCUGGCCUCAAGUCAUAUAUAUACUGUUCACCAAGGCUGAAUGUGAUCUUACGGGCUAUUCAUGCCCGUGCCACCUCUUGGGUGGCUUAAUCUUUAUCAAUCAAUCAAUCUGUGUCAUUCCACUAUCCAGCAACAACGGCUACACUUGGUACUGGUAUCCGCCAGGGGGGGGGGUCAGUGGAAAGUUGCAGGUGUUAUCUUGAGGUUAUCUUGAGAUGAUUUCGGGGCUUUAGUGUCCCCGCGGCCCGGUCCUCGACCAGGCCUCCACCCCCAGGAAGCAGCCCG